This is a messenger RNA of Anopheles stephensi (Asian malaria mosquito), 1510 nucleotides long. RefSeq names its product sarcoplasmic calcium-binding protein (gene CBP). Gene Ontology annotation, molecular function: calcium ion binding. NCBI's taxonomy places the organism in Eukaryota, Metazoa, Arthropoda, Insecta, Diptera, Culicidae. The record is from RefSeq and is a predicted model, not a curated record. Gene Ontology annotation, cellular component: uniplex complex. The coding region runs from base 280 to 1146 and encodes 288 amino acids. Gene Ontology annotation, biological process: mitochondrial calcium ion homeostasis; calcium import into the mitochondrion. The transcript has 6 exons.
GAAAAAAUUCAAAUUCGUCGUCAUUUCCAGUUGCUGGCUGCUAGCGAUCGGCGUGUAGAAAGAAGUGCGUCGUGAAUUCGGCAAACUCCUCUUCGGUGUGUGGUUGCAAAAGUCGAACAACGGUGACCAUUCCAGAGACAAGCCGCAAGCGUAAAAAGCCGCAAUUCAGUUCCAGUGUGUGACGGAAAACAAAACGUGGUCCGGUGAAAGGUCGAGCGAGUUGGUUUCACAUUUCGCGCAGUGAAGUGCAGAGAAGAAGAAACCCAUCCCAGCUGAAAAAUGUCUUUCGCGCUGUUACGAAGCCAUAUCCGACCAGCGAUAGCUGUGAUCGAGUGGCAGGUAUGGGCCCUGUCUUCCACACGGGCAUUUACCGAUUUUUCGGCCACCACAGUGAAGACGACCGAAGAAAAGAACUACCUGAAGCAGUGCCAACCCGCCCAGAGCUUCAUCUCUACAUCCGUCCGCAAGUACUCGAAGAAAACGGCCGCCCCAGAACGUGCGUACAACAGCGAUUCCGACUCGGACUCGGAUGACGAGCGUGACGGUGCUCCGCGGCAGCAGCGCCAGCGCAAGGAGCGUGUCUUUCACUUGCCGGAAAGGAAUACGGGCAACUCGGAGUUUUGGCGGCGCAAGAUGCGCACCCUGCACGGUGUGCUGGACGUCAACAAGGAUGGCGUGAUCUCGUACGACGACUUUAUGCUGCUGACCGAGAAAUUCGCCUCGCUGGGCCAUCUUGACGUGAAGGCGAAGAACGAGUUCCGUGACAUUAUGAGAACCACCUGGGAGCAGCAGUGGGGAGAAAUUACGCCCUACAAUCUAGUUACCGUGGAGCAGUACCUGUCCGAGAUGCAUCACGUGGUCAACGAUAAGGAUCUCAAGAAGAAGGUGCACCGCUUCUUGCCCUACCUGUACAAGGCCGUUGACAAGGAUCGUUCGGGGUCGAUCUCGUUGAACGAGUUCAAGCUGUUCUUCCGCUGUCUAGGUCUGACCGAGGAGAAUGCAGCCGUCUCGUUUGCGGUGAUCGAUAAGAAUGGCGACGGACAGAUCACGCUCGACGAGUUCGUGAAGCUCGGCAAAGACUUCUUCGUCAGCGAGAAGGAAACGCACGUUUCGCGCAUGUUCUGGGGACCGCUGGUCGAUCAUUAGAGUGAAGAUCGCCACCGGACAGACACACAGGUACUGCGCGAAGGAAGAGAAGGAAACGCACGUUUCGCGCAUGUUCUGGGGACCGCUGGUCGAUCAUUAGAGUGAAGAUCGCCACUGGACAGACACACAGGUACUGCGCAAUCGAACUUAUUCACUAAUUAACCCAUAGUAGUAGUAGCAUGUAAGUACCUUGGUAUCUUUUAAGCGGAUUGAUUGAUUGUUCUUUGCUUCACCUCGCGAUUCCGAUCAGACAGACCAUUCAACCGGUCGCGAGAGAAAAUGUUGUGAGCACUAAUGCAACGGAAUGUAAGCAUCAUUUGUGAUAGAGCAAUAAAGCGUAUUUUGAAUACAAAACAAAACAAAA